Molecule: messenger RNA, 809 nt
Organism: Diospyros lotus (date-plum)
Lineage: Eukaryota; Viridiplantae; Streptophyta; Magnoliopsida; Ericales; Ebenaceae
Product: auxin-induced in root cultures protein 12-like
Exons: 1
Coding region: 17-742 (241 amino acids)
Source: RefSeq, a predicted model, not a curated record
CCAAAUCUCCAGAGAAAUGGCUUCUCCACAGAGAGAGAGAAUCACAGCUCUGAUUCUGCUCUUAGCUUCGGUGCCUCUGCUGAUCUCGCCGGCGAAAGCACUGAACUGUACGUCACAGAACUUCACCAACAAGAUGCUCUACGACAAGUGCGUCGACUUGCCAACCCUAAGCGCCUACCUCCAUUGGAACUACAACGGUUCGAAGCUCUCGAUCGCCUUCGUCGCCCCGCCGGCUAGUCCGACCGGCUGGAUAUCCUGGGCAAUCAACCCGACCGGCACCGGCAUGCUCGGAUCUCAGGCUCUCAUCGCCUUCAAGCACUCGAACGGCUCCGUCGCCGUCGACACCUACAACAUCAGCGCCUACAAAUUCGUCCAGUCGAAGAUCGCCUUCGACGUCCCGGACAAGAAGGCCGAGUCCUCCGGCGGCGUGAUGCGGAUCUUCGCUACGCUUGAGCUGCCGAAUGGGAUGACUUUGGUGAAUCAGGUGUGGCAGGUCGGCAGCUCCGUCACCGACAACGAUCCCGUUAGGCACGACUUACAGCCGGCGAACUUGAAAUCCAACGGAACGAUAAAUUUGGUAACCGGAACACAGAACGCCAGCGCUCCGGCUCCGAGUCCGGCAGGGACGAAUUCGGGCAGUGGGCCGAGCGGUGAUAAUGGCGGUGCUUCGGUCACGAUCAGUGGUGGCGCCGGCCUUGCCCUCUUUAACGUGUUACUUCUCGGAAGCUUCCUUGCGCUUUGAAUAUUUUAAUUUUUUUUUAAUUUUCGGCCACAUACGUGUUUAAUAAAAUUUCUCUUGAAUUUUCCAA